Nelumbo nucifera (sacred lotus) is the source of this 1369-nucleotide messenger RNA. It is a transcript of the gene RRG, whose product is annotated as sporulation protein (DUF155). The record is from RefSeq and is a predicted model, not a curated record. NCBI's taxonomy places the organism in Eukaryota, Viridiplantae, Streptophyta, Magnoliopsida, Proteales, Nelumbonaceae.
UCGUUCUCUUCUCCGCUCUUCCUCCUUCCGGCUCUCUGGUCCUCUCAGCUGCCGCGAAAAAUCUUCGGCGACGAUGAGUAGGAAAGAGCAUACGAGACAAUGAUAGGGUAAUCAUGGGGAUCAUCAUCAAUCAUAGACAAAUGAUCCGAGCUUCCGAUUAGAGAGAGAGAGAGAACAGUACGAAUUAACGAAACUAGUUAAACAAGGGAAAUGGGGAGAUGGAAAGCUUGCCUUACUCUUAAAGACGUAAUAACAAGAUCUCCAUCUGUUUCCCAUCUCUCUCCUAUGCCCCUCAAAGUGCCUCAAAUAUUACCCGCUUCGAGAAAAGGAAUUCAACGGCUUGGGUUCAGAUUUCUAUCUUCUGCAAUUCCAUCCCCAAGCAAUUUUUAUGACAAUGAAUUUAUUGGUGGGAAUCUCGAUUUUGGCCAGAAGAAGUACACCCUAGAACCUAAGGAAGAGGAGGAGGUCGGAAACAUUCCUGUCAAAGCGUACUUUCUCUCUACCAGUAUCGAUUUGAGGAGCAUGCAGGCCGAGAAUGCAAGCAAUGUUGUUCCUCCUACUUCUCGUUCUUCGAAUUACAUCGCCCUCAAAUAUUGCAAUUUUCCUCAAAAAGUUACUGGUGUUGGAAUUGAAGAAAAGGAAAGCUAUUGCUGCUACAUGGUAGUCUUCCAAUAUGGAUCUGCUGUCUUGUUUAACAUAUCAGAUGAUGAAGCAGAGAGUUACCUAGAAAUUGUUAGAAGGCAUGCAUCUGGGCUGCUCCCAGAGAUGAGAAAGGAUGAUUAUGCUGUUAAAGAGAAGCCAUUUUUGGCAGAGGAUAUGCAAGGUGGACCAGACUAUAUUGUUCUUAAAAAUCUAGAUACAGAUGGGAUACGCAUUAUUGGAAGUGUUCUUGGCCAAAGCAUUGCUCUUGAUUAUUUUGUUUCGCAGGUUGAUGGUAUGGUUGAACAAUUCACAGAUAUAAAUCGUGGUAUGGAGAAGACUGGAAGCUUCACAAUGGAUAGGAAGAAGCUAUUUCAACUUGUAGGAAAGGCAAAUUCAAAUCUUGCUGAUGUGAUUCUGAAAGUUGGUCUCUUUGAAAGAUCAGAAAUUGCUUGGAGAGAUGCAAAAUAUGCUCAAAUAUUGGAGUACCUUCGAGAGGAGUAUGAGGUCUCACAGCGUUUUGGGAACCUCAAUUUCAAAUUAAAGUUUGUUGAGCAUAAUAUCCAUUUUCUUCAAGAAGUUCUUCAAAAUCGAAGAUCGGAUCUCCUGGAAUGGUGCAUCAUCGUCUUGUUGAGUAUAGAGAAUGUAAUAUCAUUAUAUGAAAUUAUCCAUGAUACAACUGUAGUUUCUGUUUGAUCAUCAACAAAGUGAAAAAUGAUUUUUUUUUGCA